AAUUUGAUAGAGUAGCUGAUUUAGAAAUUAUUAUUAUAGCGUCAAGACAAAACUUUUCCUUAUCUUGAAUAUGAAACUAAUUUUGUAUAGAAUUUAAGACUUUGAAAAACUGGUGCUUGAUAUUUUGUGUUGUCGUCAAUUAUCUAUCAUAUAUUGAAAAAUAACUUGGAUGUGAAUUGUCUCUUUUCAGGCGAUGGCCGAUUCUGAAGAUGAGUACGAUCGUAAACGGCGCGACAAAUUUCGUGGAGAACGGAGUUCUGGAGAUAGUUACCGUUCCGAUAGGCGAGAUGAUCGUCGUGGCGGUGGUGGAGUCGGAUCUGGCGUAAGAGAAGAAUGGCCGGAACGCGGAAAUCCCUUUAGAGGUGCAGGUAUAAGGCAAAGGCCGGAUUAUCGUGACUAUCGAGGACCCCGGGAUCGUUAUAUAUCACCCGGCAGAGAAAUGCCACCAGCCAAACGUAUGCGUCCCGACUGGGGUGAUGAUUUACGACCAAAUCCACGUUUCGGACCCUAUGAUCCCUAUCUAAUGCACGCCUGGAAUGAACAUUACGCUAACCAUGGAUUACACAGCGCCUACGGUCCGACGUUGCCACCACAUGGAGGACAUGGUGCGCGGGAACCGAUCGUUAAUGCCGACAUGCAAACUCAACCUGCAAUGAUGACUCUUAAACAAUUUCUUGACACGCAAGAUGAUGGUAUUUCCGAUUCAGAAGUUCUGCGAAAAUAUAGCGAAUACAAGUUGGAAUUUAAACGCCAACAACUGAAUGAAUUCUUUGUUGCACACAAAGACGAGGAAUGGUUUAAAAAUAAAUAUCAUCCUGUUGACAGCGUAAAACGUAAAGAAGAGCAGUUAAAUUUUCUGAAGAAAAGGGUAGAAGUUUUCGAUGAAUUAUUUCAAAAUGGUUGCAUUAAAAAAGUCUCUGUGGAUACCACACAAACGGAUCCCUUAUUACGUUUAUUAGACACAGUUGUCAUUAAACUUGAAGGUGGUACUGAUGAUGAUUUAAAAAUUUUGGAUGAGAAGCCUAAAGAAAUAACGUUUCCUGAACGUUUGCAAGAAAAAAAGAAUGACAAUGACGAUGUUGUAAUUAUCACAGCCGUGCAAAAUAAACGUGCGGAUGAUGAUGAACCAAAGUGUGUUUCACCGCAACCUAUGAGACGCGCUAUGACUGCUGAUGAUGAAGAAAACUGGGACGACGACGACGACGAACCAUCUCUUAACAAAAAAGAUCAGGUUUUAGAUGAAUUUGAGGAAACGAAGAAGAAAUCAUUGAAACGUAAACGUACCAGCUCAGAUUCGUCGUCUUCCUCUUCCUCUGAAUCGGAUUCAAGCAGCUCAAGUUCGGGCGAAGAGGAUGAUGAUGAAAAAGUUAAAGGUAAAUACGAUUUGGAGUCAAUUAAGAGCGAAUCGAUCGAAAAGGAUUUGAAAAUAAAGGAAGAAACGUCAGUUAAAGUCGACGAAGAACCCUUGGGCAGUAAUCCUGAUAAUAUGGAGAAAGAAGAGGACAAGACAGAAAAUGCCACUGAUGUUGAUGUCAACGUACGCUUAAGCCAAAGUGACAUUGUACCCCCAACAAAUAACAACAGUGAACAAAUAGCUGAAAACGAGAAGAAUAAAGAGGAACCUAUGUCUUCUCUGAAAGAAAAAGAUGAUUUAGAAGAAUGUAAGCCUCCAGCAGAGGAAUUAUCCAAGAAGGAUCAACCAGAAACAAUCGAUCUUGAUAAAGUUAAGGAGAGACCUCAGCCGAGAGCUUUGCAUCGAACAUCGUCUAUAUUUCUGCGAAAUUUGGCUCCGUCUAUUACUAAAGCCGAAAUAGAAGCUCUUUGCCAACGGUUCGAGGGUUAUUUACGAGUUGCUAUUGCCGAUCCAUUGGUUGAAAGGCGAUGGUACCGUCGUGGUUGGGUAACAUUCAAGCGUGACGUUAAUAUUAAGGAAAUAUGUUGGAAUUUGAACAAUACACGACUUAAGGACUGUGAGAUGGGCGCUAUUGUAAACAGAGAUCUUAGUCGCCGCGUACGCCCGGUAAAUGGAAUGACCGCUCACAAAGUCAUAGUACGCUCAGACAUUAAACUAUGUGCAAAGAUUGUGUUGAACUUGGAUGAGAAGUUCAGACUUUGGCAAAAGGAUACUACGGAAAGUGUGGGAGAUGCAUCUAAGAAUGAUUCCACAAAUGGCAACAACGACAACAACAAUGCCCAAGGUGCAGCUUCUUACGGUUUUAAAACAAAUAAUCCAGUUUUGCAAAAUAUUACCGAUUUUCUUAUUGAGGAGGCUUCUGCUGAGGAGGAAGAAUUGUUAGGAAUAACGGGUGAGAAUAAAGAUUGCGAUGGAGAAGCUAUUGAGAGAGAUCCUCAACUAAUACCAGUCUUGGAUACCCUUAUCUUAUAUUUGCGCAUCGUUCAUUCGGUGGAUUUUUACAAUCAUUGCGAAUACCCUUAUGAGGAUGAAAUGCCAAAUCGAUGUGGCAUCAUUCAUGCGAGGGGACCUCCACCCUCCAAGGUUGUGCAAAACGAUCUACAAGAUUAUAUUAAGAAUUUUGAAAACAAAAUGCAAACGUUUCUCGCUAAAUCCACAACCAUAGAAGAGGAAGAGUUAAAAAAUUUAGGGUGUAAAGAUGCAGAAGCAGAAGUGGAGAAGUUUGUUCAAGCUAAUACCCAAGAAUUAGCCAAAGACAAAUGGUUGUGCCCAUUAUCGGGUAAAAAAUUUAAAGGACCCGAAUUUAUUCGCAAACAUAUUUUUAACAAACACACCGAAAAGGUGGAUGAAGUUCGUAAGGAAGUGGAAUUUUUUAACAAUUAUUUAAAGGACCCAAAACGCCCGCAAUUACCGGAACACCCUGGUAAUACGAAAAGAGUUAAUUCCGAACCCAGUGGAGGUUUUAGACCGCCUAUGUAUCCGCCAGCGUAUGCGCCACCUUAUGCUGCCUACGCCCCACCCAUGAUGAUGCCGAGUCGUGGCCGCGGUUUUGGGGGACCCGGCCGCAGAGAACUUCCAAUUGAACAUCAGCGUCGUAUAAUCGGUUACCAUGACCUGGAUGCACCUGCAAACUUCGACAUAUUUGAUUAAACACACUUGGGAAAUGAAAUAAAAUAAUUGUCAAUAAUUAAUUAGCCCAAAAAAGGAGGAAGCCCUACUAGAUUCUCUGUUUGCUCGAACUUGAACAUGUAAUUGAAACGAAUUUGUCGCUUGGCAAUUUUUUUAAAAUACACAUUGACAUUGUGUUGC
Glossina fuscipes is the source of this 3223-nucleotide messenger RNA. It is a transcript of the gene Ars2, whose product is annotated as serrate RNA effector molecule homolog. Lineage: Eukaryota; Metazoa; Arthropoda; Insecta; Diptera; Glossinidae. Gene Ontology annotation, cellular component: nuclear body. The transcript has 9 exons. Bases 194 to 3064 code for a protein of 956 amino acids. The record is from RefSeq and is a predicted model, not a curated record. Gene Ontology annotation, molecular function: nucleic acid binding. Gene Ontology annotation, biological process: mRNA processing; primary miRNA processing.